AUGUGCAAACAUUUUUUUCAAAUUAAAGUUCGACAGCACACUGUGAAAUUCACUCGGAAGGUCUGCCGAGUGCGGAUAAGACGGCUCGGCUCGCUGGACAAAUCGAAUCAUCGAAGAUUGAUCAGCGCCUCCGUAUUGAUUUCGAAACCUCUUCAAUUCUUUGCAAGAGCUGCCUUGCGUGAAGAAUUCUUUCGCUUUUCUCCAUCAACCCCCUUCGUCGCCAACAACGACUCCAGACUCGUUCGUCUUUCCGGCUCUUAG
Messenger RNA from Toxoplasma gondii ME49, 261 nucleotides. RefSeq lists its product as hypothetical. Lineage: Eukaryota; Apicomplexa; Conoidasida; Eucoccidiorida; Sarcocystidae. The record is from RefSeq and is a predicted model, not a curated record. Bases 1 to 261 code for a protein of 86 amino acids. The transcript has 2 exons.